Messenger RNA from Galeopterus variegatus (Sunda flying lemur), 1737 nucleotides. It is a transcript of the gene KRT15, whose product is annotated as keratin 15. NCBI's taxonomy places the organism in Eukaryota, Metazoa, Chordata, Mammalia, Dermoptera, Cynocephalidae. The transcript has 9 exons. Gene Ontology annotation, molecular function: structural molecule activity. The record is from RefSeq and is a predicted model, not a curated record. Bases 1 to 1452 code for a protein of 483 amino acids.
AUGACCACCACAUUUCUGCAAACUUCUUCCUCCACCUUUGGGGGUGGCUCUACCCGAGGGAGCUCCCUCCGGGCUGGGGGAGGCGGCUUGGGUGGGGGGAGUCUCUACGGGGGAGGUGGGAGCCGCAGUAUCUUGGCUUCUUCUGCUAGGUUUGUCUCUUCAGGGUCAGGAGGGGGCUAUGGAGGUGGCAUGAGCUGCGGCUUUGGUGGAGGGGCUGGUAGUGGUUUUGGUGGAGGCUUUGGAAGUGGCAUUGGUAGGGGUUUUGGUGGUAGCUUUGGUGGGGGUAUUGGUGGUAGCUUUGGUGGGGGUUUGGGUUGUGGUUUUGGUGACUUUGGUGGUGGCGAUGGCGGUCUCCUAACUGGCAAUGAGAAGAUCACCAUGCAGAACCUCAAUGACCGCCUGGCCUCCUACCUGGACAAGGUGCGUGCCCUGGAGGAGGCCAACACUGACCUGGAGGUGAAGAUCCGAGACUGGUACCAGAAGCAGAGCCCAGCCAGCCCAGAACGUGACUACAGCCACUACUUCAAGACCAUGGAAGAGAUCCAGGAUAAGAUCCUAGCUGCUGCCAUCGACAACUCCCGGGUCGUCCUGGAGAUCGACAAUGCCAGGCUGGCCGCGGAUGACUUCAGGCUCAAGUAUGAGAAUGAACUGACCCUGCGCCAGAGUGUGGAGGCCGACAUCAACGGGCUGCGCAGGGUGCUGGACGAGCUGACCCUGGCCCGGACAGACCUGGAGAUGCAGAUCGAGAGCCUGAAGGAGGAGCUGGCCUACAUGAGGAAGAACCACGAGGAGGAGAUGAAGGAGUUUGGCAGCCAGCUGGCUGGCCAGGUCAACGUGGAGAUGGACGCAGCACCGGGUGUGGACCUGACCCGUGUGCUGGCAGAGAUGAGGGACCAGUACGAGGCCAUGGCAGAGAAGAACCGCCGGGAUGCAGAGGAAUGGUUCUUCAGCAAGACUGAGGAGCUAAACAAGGAGGUGGCAUCCAACACAGAAAUGAUCCAGACCAGCAAGACAGAGAUCACAGAGCUGAGACGCACGCUGCAGGGGCUGGAGAUCGAGCUGCAGUCCCAGCUCAGCAUGAAAGCUGGGCUGGAGAACUCACUGGCAGAGACAGAGUGCCGCUACGCCACACAGCUGCAGCAGAUCCAGGGGCUCAUCAGCAGCAUUGAGGCCCAGCUGAGUGAGCUCCGAUGCGAGAUGGAGGCUCAGAACCAGGAGUACAAGAUGCUGCUGGACAUCAAGACGCGGCUGGAGCAGGAGAUCGCCACCUACCGCAGCCUGCUCGAGGGCCAGGAUGCCAAGAUGGCUGGCGUUGGCAUGAGGGAAGCUUCUUUAGGAGGUGGUGGACGCAGUGGCGGUGGCAGCAGCAGCAGCAGCAGCAGCAAUUUUCGCAUCAAUAUAGAGGAGUCAGUGGAUGGAAAGGUGGUUUCUUCCCGCAAGAGAGAAAUCUAAGUGCCUACUGCAGGAGAAACAUCCCUUGCCACCCCUCAUGCUCCCCAGGCUGAGUGUACGAUUGACCAGAGGGGCUGGAAAAACAAACACCAGUCCCUGCUCCAGAGAGUGCCUGGCUGAAGAGGGUCCCUCUGUCUCUUAGCUGGGCGUUUUGCAUGCUCUCUCCCCCCAGCUCUCCUCACCUCCUUUAGAGUAAGGAGGUGCAAGAAGCAGUCGUAUUGUGCAGCAAUCUCAUUUGUAUGGUGUCUGUUCACGCAAUAAAGAGUUGCUUUCCUUUUGCAAGUA